Molecule: messenger RNA, 3091 nt
Organism: Onychomys torridus (southern grasshopper mouse)
Lineage: Eukaryota; Metazoa; Chordata; Mammalia; Rodentia; Cricetidae
Gene: Homer3
Product: homer scaffold protein 3
Exons: 9
Coding region: 1006-2085 (359 amino acids)
Biological process (GO): G protein-coupled glutamate receptor signaling pathway; regulation of store-operated calcium entry
Cellular component (GO): dendrite; postsynaptic density; cytoplasm
Molecular function (GO): G protein-coupled glutamate receptor binding
Source: RefSeq, a predicted model, not a curated record
AAAAAAAAUGUUUGUUUAACACAUAUGAGUGUUCGCUCCAGCUCCUCGUUUUUUUGUCCUUUUAAAUAGGCUAGGGCUUCCUGGAGACUCGACUUGGACUCCAAAGUGUAGCCUUGCCCUCAGGGUGUGAGCUAAGCAGUCCUUUUGUGGGAGCAGAGAGGUCCUGGGGUUCCCUGCCCUGGGCGGGCGGGUGCUAAGCGGUCCUCGGUAGGAGCAGAGUCUUGAGUUCCCUGUUAGGCCCAGGAAGCAUUCCACUUUUCUUCUCUGACAUGGGGAUCUGGCGAAGAUGUCCCAGGUGGCCUUGAACUCCUGGGAUGCAUGACCUAACUGCCUUGGCCUUCUGAGAAGAUGGGACUACUGGCUCUAACCACUGAUCCAGCUUUGCCCACUUUUUGAUGCAAGGCCUUCUGGGGGCUGCUGGAUGGGAGGGGUGAAUAAGAUGCCCACUCACUUGGCCCUGGCCUCAUGCCCAGCUCCUGUGGGAGGACACUUUCCCAGUGGCUGGUAACCUGGAGUGUGAGUGUGACUUUGGCAUGCUGUUCUUGGGGCUGUCUCCUACCCAGGCAGUUUGGUAGCACUCUGUCACCUCUGAUGACACCCCUCAGCCCAGGUGUGGGGGGCUUCUCCUCAAAUGGAGAAAAGCUCCAGGGUAGAGGGCUCACCUGGCACACAGGAAGCUCUGAGCUCCACCCCCAGCACCAUAUGAACUGAGUACGAUGGUGCAAGCCCGGCAUCCCAGCACUUGGGAAACAGAGGCCAGAGGAUCAAGUUCAUUCUUGGCUCCAGAGUGAUUUCAAGGCCAGCCUGGGCCGAGACUGGUGUGGCUGUAGGACACACUACUUUCCUUCCUUGCUGCUUUUGUGGAGGGAGUCACCUGGAUGACCCACUUGGCUUGAGCACCCCUGGAUCCUUACUCUCAAGCCCUUUCUCUCCCCAGAGACCAAACAAGUGGUUCCUGUCACCUCUCUGGGUACCCCUUAGACGCCAUCCCGCCCAGCCUGACCAAUGUCCACAGCCAGGGAACAGCCAAUCUUCAGCACCCGUGCGCAUGUGUUCCAGAUCGACCCCACUACCAAGAGGAACUGGAUCCCAGCCGGCAAGCACGCACUUACUGUGUCCUAUUUCUACGAUGCCACCCGAAAUGUGUACCGCAUCAUCAGCAUCGGGGGUGCCAAGGCUAUCAUCAACAGCACAGUCACCCCCAACAUGACCUUCACCAAAACCUCUCAGAAGUUCGGGCAGUGGGCCGACAGUCGAGCCAACACUGUCUAUGGCCUAGGCUUUGCCUCUGAACAGCAGCUGACCCAGUUUGCUGAGAAGUUUCAGGAGGUGAAGGAAGCUGCCAGGCUGGCUCGGGAGAAAUCCCAAGAUGGUGGAGAAUUCACUAGUCCUGCCCUGGCCCUUGCCUCCCACCAGGUUCCCCCGAGCCCCUUGGUCAGCGCCAACGGUCCAGGAGAGGAGAAGCUGUUCCGCAGCCAGAGUGCAGAUGCCCCUGGCCCCACCGAGCGGGAGCGGCUGAAGAAGAUGCUGUCAGAAGGCUCCGUGGGUGAGGUCCAGUGGGAGGCGGAGUUCUUCGCACUACAGGACAGCAACCAGAGGCUGGCAGGGGCCCUUCGCGAAGCCAACGCGGCCGCUGCACAAUGGAGGCAGCAGCUGGAGGCCCAGCGUGCAGAGGCUGAGCGCCUGCGGCAGCGGGUGGCGGAGCUGGAGGCCCAGGUGGCUGCAGAGCUGGUUCCAGCAGGCGAGAAGGAGGCAACCAGCCAGUCUGUGGAGCAACUGGAGGCUCAGGUGCAGACCAAGGACCAGGAGAUCCAGACUUUGAAGAGUCAGAGCGUGGGGACACGAGAAGCUCCUGACACCACUGAGCGGGAGGAGACACAGCAGAAGGUUCAGGAUCUGGAAACACGGAAUGCUGAACUGGAGCAGCAGCUGCGGGCAAUGGAGUGCAGCCUGGAGGAGGCGCGGGCGGAGCGCGAGCGCGCGCGGGCAGAGGUGGGCCGGGCCGCACAACUGCUGGACGUGCGGCUGUUUGAGCUGAGCGAGCUGCGAGAGGGCCUGGCGCGCCUGGCAGAGGCCGCACCCUAGUUGGCCCCGUGGGUCUGUGACCCCAAAGUGCCCUGGCAGGGAACCAGGGCUGCCUCUGAGCUUUGCACUAUGUAGAGUUUCCUAGAAUCCAUGGGUGACGCUGAUACCCAGAUUACGUUUCUACGCGGCUGUACAAGUGGGUGGCGUUGCGGCGCCUGCUGUCACUGGCUGCUGCCACCUUGUGUCCCAGGGAUGCGAGGGAGGGCCACAGUGGUCAUCCCCAUGGGGCAAGAGAGGCCUUGGGGACCAGAGACCCGCAGCCCUGCACCCACCCCGCCUCAUUCUCAAGUCGGACGGGCAGGUUCAGAGUGUUUACUGAGGUCCUCUGAGGCCCACCCCUCGGCCGGUGCUCCCUGCUUUCUGUCGCCGCUGAAGCGUCUGCCCCACCUUCUCCUUGAAACGGCGGUUCUGUUGCUUGAUCUUGGCCAGCUCCGCCUUGCGCUUAGCCUCCAGGUCGGGGUCCUGGGGAAAGGAGUGGGGGUGAGAAAGGAGCAGGGUAGCUUCCCAGGAAGCAGCUCCCAUCCCCAAACCCAGCACACCCUUACUGGCCACACCCCCACGCCUGGCCCUGCCCACCGAGCCCUCCCCACCCCUCGGUCCACCUUCCCCUCCAGAAUCAGCUGUUUCCGCUUGUUGAUCUCCUUCUUUUCAUCGAAAUGCGAGGCCUCCAGUUUCUAGCAGGAGAAAGUACAGAUCAGGACAGGCCCGCAGGGAGCCCCGCCCCACACACCCUACACAGAGGCCACACUCACGAUCUCGCACUCUCUGCGCACCACGUUGACCUGCGUGAGGAUGUUCAGGACCUCGGCCUCCUCCACCACCAGCUCCUCCAGCUGCUUCUCUGCAGAGCAGGGUGGGAAAACCAGACCACAGCACUAAGUGGGGCUGUGAGUGCCAUUGCCCUCUGUGCCCCCAGUUCUGGAUGUCUGCAUCCAACCAUAUGUGGACUGUGACAUUCAAAAAAAGCAAAAUUGUGCCUGUUAUCACAACACUGGGAAGGCAGAGG